GCCAGUACCAUCGUGUUUAUUAUCUCUAAGGAAACAACAUUGUUCACCUGGAAAACCAAUGCCAUCUUCAAUAAAGAUUUGGGGGAGGAGUGGCAACCAUGAAGAUAAACACAUAACUGAUAAGAGAUGUGCGUCCUCAUAGGUAAAAUUCUAGAGAACAAUUCAGGUCAUCAAAAGUCUUUGUCAAAGAUAGAUGUGGAGGCAGAAGGAUCAGUAUUCAAUGUCAUUCUUGGCACCACGUCUCAAAAGGCAAACAAAAGCAAGAGAAACAAAGCUAACGCUUAUAGAACUGUAGAGGACAGAUUUUCGUCAGUAAUAAAUUUUGCCAAGAGUCCCGUAUGAACAUAUUUCAACUUCUACUUGCAUAAAAGGACCUGGACUUUCACAGAAAGGAUGGAGGCAGAGGGAGAGGGACAGGAAGGACUUCUACAGGGUCCGGGAAGUAGGAAAUUUUAAAGGGGUGGUUGAUGUAAACAAGACUGGCUACUGUGUGCACUGUGAGCCAGCAGAUGUCAGUCAAGAUUCCACCCUCUAAAGGAGACUUGGAGCCAGAGGCCCUAAUCUCAGAUGUGGGCCAGAACAGUCAGUUCUUUGGCACACUUGAGUUUUUCAGGCAGGGAUUUUAGGGGAGGUGAGGGUCAUCCUAGAGAUACAGCCUUUAAAGGUCCAGACUGGAAAAUGCUCAGAGAAAACAGUAUAGAAGUUGGUAAAGGGCAACUUUUUAUCCAUGUUUAGCUAAGAUGUAAAGAUUAAAAAAAAAAAAGAAAAAACCCUAAGCCUUUAAAUAUAGCAUCUGGGAGUCCAAGACAGGUGGAUCUCUGUGAGUUCAAGGUCUAUAUAGUGAGUUUUAGGACAGUCAAGAAUACAGAAUGAAACCUUGUCCAAAAAGAGAAAGAAAACCCACCAGUCAGAAAUAAUGUGCGGGGUAACACUCAACAGUGCACACUUGUAACCCCAGCAUUUGGAAGGCUAAGAACACAAGCUUAACUAGCCAGUCAGCUAUAAACUGAGAUCUCUGUUUCUAGGUUCUAACCACAUCUUUCUCCCAUGCCCCACCUACCAAUGCCGCUGGUCCACAGAACUAAAUCUGGGGGAAAUGGUGCAGCUGCGCUGUGUUCUCAGCUUUAGCUCCAAUACUAGGGCCACUUGACAGGGUGCCUGCAUUCUACUUGGAAGCUCUGCAGUAACUGGGAUGUAGCCUGGAGUUUUAGACGUUUUCAGAUGAGCUAAGUGUAAUGCCUCAUGUCUAUAAUCCCAGCAUUUGGGAGCCUGGAACAGUUGCAAGACCUUGUUUUAAAGGUAACAUCAAUAACAAAACAGGGGGGAAAAAGAAAAGAAUGUUUCUUAGUGAUCCCUAUGAGCAAGUCAGGUUCUUGUCUGGAGGCUUCUGUUCUCUGAUUCUUACAGAUGUCCUGUGAAAAGAUGGGCACUUGACAGUGAACACGUCACAGUAACGGAGAAAUAACCCGAGGCAGAGAUUCAUGGAGAGAAGAUACAGGAAUGGGAUCACAAAUUCCUGACCUCCGGUUCUGAAUCUGCCCAAAAGUGACUGCUGUACAGGAGGAAGACCCAGAAGGUGAAUUACCAUGUUCCCCGGGAAAGAAGCUAGUGGCUUGGCUUAAUUUCUCAUGCGUAUUAAGUCGUUUGUAUCCCUAUUGCACGCAUGAAAGUGGAGCUUCAGCCACCCGAUCAAAACCCAGUCAGUGGACCCAAGGAAGCUGGGCAGAGUGGCUUCCUCUCCUGGAUAAAGUGUUGCACCAACAGAAGCCUAAGUAGGCCAGAAGGGUCUGCAGUAUUCUGAUAGCGCUGCAGCAGCCAGUCCACACCCACAUUUUUUGAGUAGUCUUAAUCAUGGCAGCCGUUGAAAGCAGCCUAGAGAAGAAGAUUGGACCGCCUGGUCUUGUACGCUCCAGUGCCCGUUAGAGCUGCAUUACUGGUCGAUGGCUUUGCCUUGGUCCAUUUGUGCACUGUUAUUUAUAUGUGUGUGUUGGGGGGAAGGGAUUCCCACACCUGAGAAAAAGAGAGAUCACUGACCAUCCUUGAAAGACUUGGGAAUAUGUCACUGUUCACAUGUGACAGACGUCAUCACUGCUCACAGCUGGGAGACGUCACUCCUCACCCUUGGGGUACUUAUGAGGUUUCCAGCUGUGGGCAGUAGAGAGGCCGUGUCCAAACUCAGGCCACCUGAAGGCCGCUGUUCAAAUCUUCAAAGGCUAAGGGUCACCCGGCCUUCAAGAUGCCUAGGGGGAACCAGCAACCACAGGAUCUCGACACCACCACCACAGAAGGCAGCCAUCCACUCCAACACCUUCAAAAGUGCAACAAUCCGAGGCAGACCCCAGAGCACACCCCCGCAGUGACCGAACAGAAGGGGGCCACACCCCGAGGCAGAGGCCGGGUGGGGCCGGCACGCACGCUGCCCUCCCAGUCCAAGCUCUCCUCCGUCCAGGGUUCGCGCACACGAGGCCCUCCUGCAGGCCAGCGGAUCCCAGAGCGGCCCAACCCCGCGGACCCACGCAAGGGCAAGGGGCUGGUGUCGGGGCGGCGUGACAGUCGGCAGCGGACGCCCUCCAACACGAAGCCCGAACCGUCCACGCCGAAGCCCCUCACCCCCGAGCAUCCCAACAUGGCCCGGGGCGGCAGUCAGAACUGGAGCUCGGGGGAGUCGGACGGCCAACCAGAGGAGCAGACUUCCGAGGAGAACGGAGACAAGAUGGUGAAGGAGACCCAGUACUAUGACAUCCUGGGGGUGAAGCCCAGCGCGUCCCCGGAGGAGAUCAAGAAGGCCUAUCGGAAGCUGGCGCUCAAGUACCACCCGGACAAGAACCCGGAUGAGGGCGAGAAGUUUAAACUUAUAUCCCAGGCAUAUGAAGUACUUUCAGAUCCAAAGAAAAGAGACAUCUAUGACCAAGGUGGAGAACAGGCAAUUAAAGAAGGGGGGUCGGGUAGCCCCAGCUUCUCUUCACCCAUGGAUAUCUUUGACAUGUUCUUUGGUGGUGGAGGCCGGAUGACUAGAGAAAGAAGAGGCAAGAAUGUUGUGCACCAGCUGUCAGUAACUCUGGAAGACUUAUAUAAUGGAAUCACUAAGAAACUAGCCCUCCAAAAAAAUGUAAUUUGUGAGAAAUGUGAAGGCAUUGGUGGGAAAAAGGGAUCCGUGGAGAAGUGCCCUCUGUGCAAGGGGCGGGGGAUGCAGAUCCAUAUCCAGCAGAUCGGGCCGGGCAUGGUACAGCAGAUCCAGACUGUGUGCAUCGAGUGCAAGGGCCAGGGCGAGCGCAUCAACCCCAAGGACCGCUGUGAGAACUGCAGUGGCGCCAAGGUUACCCGAGAGAAGAAGAUUAUCGAGGUGCACGUGGAAAAAGGUAUGAAGGAUGGGCAAAAGAUACUGUUUCAUGGAGAAGGCGACCAGGAGCCUGAGCUGGAGCCUGGUGAUGUCAUAAUUGUGCUUGAUCAGAAGGAUCAUAGUGUCUUUCAGAGACGAGGCCAUGAUUUGAUCAUGAAAAUGAAAGUUCAGCUCUCUGAAGCUCUUUGUGGCUUCAAGAAGACAAUAAAAACACUGGAUGAUCGAGUCCUUGUCAUUUCAUCUAAGUCAGGUGAGGUGAUAAAGCAUGGGGACCUGAAAUGUGUCCGCAAUGAGGGAAUGCCCAUCUACAAAGCCCCUCUGGAGAAGGGGAUGCUGAUCAUACAGUUUUUAGUAGUCUUCCCUGAAAAACAGUGGCUUUCUCAGGAGAAGCUUCCUCAGCUGGAGGCUCUGCUUCCCCCUCGGCAGAAGGUGAGGAUCACAGAUGACAUGGAUCAGGUGGAGUUGAAGGAGUUCAAUCCCAACGAGCAGAGCUGGCGCCAGCACAGGGAAGCCUAUGAGGAAGAUGACGAUGGGCCCCGCGCUGGCGUGCAAUGCCAGACAGCAUGAUGGUGCGGUGCGGCAUGGCCUGGUUGGACUAGUACAUGAUGAAUGUAAACUUGGCACAAUGAAAAUGGCAUCGCUUUAAUAGCCUCGUGUUUGGGGUGUCCUGUUAUGUGUUCAGCAGUCUCCAUUGCUGAGUAUCUUUUGGGUUUCCUUGUUUUUCUUCUAGUUGUAACUUAAGUUAUAGCUUGAUUUAUAUUUAAAUGUUUUAAGUUCAAUCACUUCUAGUCUGCAUAUGGAAUCUGUUCAUUUGUACUUUCAGGACAUAUUUCGGAGAUGCCAGUAUCACACUGACCUUUUGUGCUUAGUGGCUUUGCCAUGGUUCAUUCCCACAGUAGGCCCAGAGAGCCACACUUGGGCCCUAACAAAGGCAGACAAAGUGGGUGUCUGGCCCAUCUCUAGCCUGUGGUUUUUCUCCCCUUUCUCCCUUGGCAGAGUCACCGAGGAUACGAGCUCAGGUCUGCUAGUAACAUUUCUGAAUUUAGACUCUAGAACUCUUAGAUAGUAAGAGCACAUGUAUGGCUUGCAGUAGGCCCGGCAUGCCUGGUUCACACUGAGUAGGCUGGACUCAAAAGCUGCAGAGCCAGUCUAGGGCCUACCGUUCUUUCCCCUUGACUAAGGUUAGAAAGGGGUUUGUUUGAACAUCUCUUUUGGAAGUUUUCUGAACUUCCCAAGCCUUGUGAUGACAAGCCCAUUUUAAACGAUAAGCCAAUAAAACCAUUUGCCUGUGACCCCAUACUUUGUUCUUUGUGGUCUUAAUGAUUAUCUGUUGAUGACUUUUUCAGUGUUGUCCCACCAAAGUGCUUUCCCUAAGGAAGGCUAUAUCCCUGGCAGCCUCUGUGCACCUGCAGAACCAACCAAAGGGAAGUGCUGGUGGCUUAGCUCCUGGCACAGCCAGCUUAAUGUCUUAAGGCCUCAGUAUAUCUCCUUCCUAAAGGCCCGUUCUUCUCACUGUACAGCCAUACUGCAAAGGGCUUUCUGCUUUUGAUGUGUGGUGAGAACUGACCCAACCAGGUUCUAGUUAGCUGACAUGAACAUCACUGACAAUGAUAGCUGCUUGGGACAGGUCCUGGCAAGUAGACUGCACUUUAAAUAAAGGCUACCUCAGCCUCUAGCCAUUACUACUCCCUUUUCUACAAUGAAGUUAAAUACCCUGCUUCUCAAGCUGCUGGGAUGA
Messenger RNA from Arvicanthis niloticus (Nile rat), 5078 nucleotides. The record is from RefSeq and is a predicted model, not a curated record. NCBI's taxonomy places the organism in Eukaryota, Metazoa, Chordata, Mammalia, Rodentia, Muridae.